Messenger RNA from Etheostoma cragini (Arkansas darter), 2264 nucleotides. RefSeq names its product tubulin tyrosine ligase-like family, member 12 (gene ttll12). Bases 79 to 1977 code for a protein of 632 amino acids. The transcript has 14 exons. Gene Ontology annotation, biological process: protein modification process. The record is from RefSeq and is a predicted model, not a curated record. Lineage: Eukaryota; Metazoa; Chordata; Actinopteri; Perciformes; Percidae.
UUGCUGGCUCAGCUGUCAAACUUCUUCCGGGUUUGCUAACGCUACCUCCACGUGAGUGAUAUCCAUCUGCUUAUAGAAAUGUCAACAAAUGCUAUAAUAAUGAAUGGAGACGGGGACGAGGAGUUCAAAGGCUUUGUGGCCCUGCACGGCGGGGCCCUGCAGUCCUCAGGAAUCCCCCCAAUCUACUGGAGGAGCCUAAAUCAGAAAAUCACCAACGAGAUUUAUGAUGCCGGGGAAGUUUUCGGAAUCAUGCAGUUUAAAAAAGAAGAAGACGACGAGGAGGAAAAUGGGAGUAGUGAGGAGAGGAAGGGGGACAAUUCUGUAGCAGUGAUCCGCAGUAAAGUGGUUGUGACCCGGGAGAGUGGACUGCAAGCCUCAGAGCCGUCCAGUGUUUUUCUGGUGGAUCACGCCUGGACGUACCGCGUGGACCACACCCGUCCGCAGCUGGAGCAGAUCCCCGGCCUGCUGCACAGAAUGGCCGCACUCAUGGGGGUGGACUUCCACGGCGAGGCCCCUGACCCAGACACGGUGGAGCUGGUGAUGGAGCUCAUGUGGAAGUACAACCAGACUUACAAUAUCUCCCAGGGGUCUCCAGAGGACAAAGUUCCAGUGUGGUACAUCAUGGAUGAGUUCGGCUCCCAGGUGCAGCACUCUGACCAGCCCAGCUGCGGCAUGGCUCCCUUAUUCUACAUCCCAGGCAUGCUGGCCUACACGGUGCUGUGGCCUCUGCAAGACCUGCAGGAAGGAGAUGAAGUAACCCGUGACUAUACGUAUGGAGAGACGGACCCCUUGGUGAGGCAAUGCCGUCUGUUACCAUGGAUACCCGCUGACCUAGAAGGGGUCAGCAGUGUCACCACUGAGCCCGUUGACUCAUACUACGAGGCCAUAAUAUCUGAGAACAAGGAGCAGCUUCCUGUAGAAAUCCAGCCCUACAGAGUGCCAAAGGACAAAAUCCUCAAGGUUUACUCUGAAAUGUCACAAGUAACAAACAACCUGACACAUCCACGGUUCCAGCUGACAGAGGACAAAGAGGAGGCUGAUAUCAUUUGGAGCUAUAAUCACAUUAAAGACUACAGGAAGCUAAGCGAGGAACAACCUCAUGUGAUGCUCAACCAGUUUCCCUGUGAGAGCAUCAUCACUGUGAAGGACUGCUUGGCUGCUGUGGCCCGCAGAGUAAAAGGUGGCCCACAACCUGAUUGGCUACCUGAGACCUUCAACCUCCAGUCAGAGCUCCCACAGUUCAUCAAGUGUUAUCAACUGAGACAACAAAGGGGAGAAGAUAACCACUGGAUCUGUAAGCCGUGGAACUUGGCCCGUGGACUGGACACACACAUCACCAACAACCUAGACUACAUAAUCAGACAACGAGAGAGUACGCCAAAGGUUGUGUGUAAGUACCUUGAAGAUCCAGUGCUGUUCAACAGAGAGGAGGUGGGAAUGGUGAAGUUUGACAUUCGAUACAUGCUGAUGUUGCGCUCUGUGCAGCCCCUGCGUCUCUAUGCCUACGACGUCUUCUGGUUGCGGUUUGCUAAUAGACCUUUCUCCUUGGACCAUUUUGAUGAUUACCAAAAGCACUUCACCGUCAUGAACUAUGCAGAUGGUGUGGAGCUUAAGCAGGUGCACUACGAUGAGUUCAUCCCCACGUUUGAGAAGCAGUACCCACAGUAUCCAUGGAAGGAGGUAGAACCAGAGAUAUUUUGCGCGUUCAAGGAGCUCUUCCAGGCAGCCUCGUCUCGGCCGGCUCCUUAUGGUAUAAGUUCCUACCCAUCAUCCCGAGCCAUCUAUGCCGUAGACCUCAUGCUGAAGUGGAGCACUGGGCAAAAUGGUGAGCGAGUGAUGCAGCCUCAGAUCCUCGAGUUGAACUUCAGCCCAGACUGUGCUAGGGCCUGCCUCUACCACCCUUCCUUCUACAACCAUAUGUUCCAGACACUGUUCCUGGAUGAGCCAGAGCAAUGUCCAGUCACACAAAUUGUAUGAUCAACUCAACAUCACUGUUUGCAGUUCUGUUUUGUUUUUUUUUCAUCCGUACUUUUUCUUUUACACUCUCUCUGUAACUGAUUACUGUCUUAACUUUCCAAUUGAUUUUAAGGGCUUAUGAAACAUGUUCGCCUCUGUAGCUCAGUUCCUUAUCAAUAUAAAUCAUUGCUUUUUUUAUUUUAAAACGGAUUGUUCUCAAAACUGCUGGUGUUAUGAACCCAAUGAUUAUAACCAACACAUUUCUGUGCAAAUGAUAAACAAUAAAAAAAAUCUUUUUGGAUAAACUG